UGAAUUAUCGCCCUUGUGACCCAAAUAUUAUUGAAAUCGAGGCGGUUAAAAAAGAAUGAAUACAAUCAACGAAAGUGUGAAAGACAGGGCAAAUAAAACGUAAAAUAGAAGUAAUAUGUUACUUCAAGAACCCGUACAGGCAGCAAUAUGGGACUCCCUGAACCAUUAUGCCUAUACAGAUGCCACUUUCCUGGCUGAAAGAUUAUAUGCAGAAGUAUCAAAUGACGAUGCCCUUCACUUAGUUGCAACAUGUUACUACAGAGCAGGCAAACCAAUCAAAGCCUAUAUGAUGUUACAGAAACAUGGCUGCCCUACACCACAGUGUAAAUAUCUCAUGGCUAAAUGCUGUAUGGAAAUGAAUAAGUUACCUGAAGCUGAAAGUGUACUUGCUGGAAAUAUUGUAAAUGCUAAACCUAAAACACAUGAGGAAAUUGAAAGUGAAUUUGGUGGUAUUGCUUGUCAUGUUUUCUCAACUCUUGGUGCUAUGUAUAGUAAAACAGAGAGAAUAUCAAAAGCCAUAGAAUGUUACCGUAGGAGUUUGAAGUUGAAUCCCUUAUUGUGGUCCUCAUUUGAGAGACUUUGUCAGUUAGGCGACAAGGCAGACCCAGUCCAAGUCUUUCAUUGUAUUUCUACUCCUAUAGCAACUCAAGUCCCUACCAUCAACAUUCAGGCCCCUCUACAGAACCUUAAUGAUGUAUUAACACCACAACCACUCAUAUCCACAGAUAAUCAGACACCACAACCUUUGAUACAGAAUAGUACCAUGUCACAUACACCAGAAAACUUCCCAGAAGCUACACAAAUUAAUGAAAAGUGUCCACGUGUAAGACGUGGAUCUCGCUUGAAAGAUAUUCCAGAACGAUCAGACAUUACCAAAAAUAUAAUCAAACCAUUGUUUCUUAGUCCUUUAACACCAAGUUUUGGGUUUUUACCUCUGGACACACCCAGUCCAGGUGGACCUGGGAACAUUCCAUAUGAUACACCUUCACCAAUGAUGGAGAACACACUCAGAGCUCCAGGAGCACCAAGAAGAACAGUUUCUGUGAGAGGAUCCCAGAAUCACCCUGUUCCUCCACCAGUGUUAAAUUUUUCGGGAAAUAAUACAAAUACCAGAGAAAAUCAACCAGCUGGCAUUCAGAACAACCCCCCUCCAGUUAGGAGAAGUUCACGUUUGUUUGGUAGUAAUAACUCAAGUUCUGUGAAGGAAAAUAACAAAAGUCAUGGAACCAAGACACGUCUCCAGAGUCCAAAGGCUUUAGGCAGGAAGUCCAAAACCAGAAGCAGUAAAUCUCAACAGGAACUCAAUAAAAUAAAUAAGUCAGAACCUUCCUUAGAUUCUAAACCUGUUCCCCAGGUGCCAACACAAACUCAGAUCUUACAAAUGCAACAACAGUCUCUCACUGGUAUUUUACAUCUCCUACAAUGUAUUGGUAAAGCUUACCAAGCCCUGUCACAAUAUGAUUGUAAAAAGGCUAUAGAAAUGUAUGAAGAUCUUCCCAUACACCAGUAUAAUACGGCAUAUGUCCUUUGUCAGCUAGGCAGGGCAUACUUUGAAUUAUCGGAAUAUCAAAAUGCUGAAAGGUUAUUUGGUGAGGCCAGAAGUUUAGAACCUUAUCAUUUAGAAGGCAUGGAAAUAUUCAGUACAACUUUGUGGCAUUUACAACGGGAAGUAGAGUUAUCUGCUCUUGCUCAAGAAUUAACAGAUAUGGAAAAAAAUUCCCCUGAGGCAUGGUGUGCUACAGGGAACUGUUUUAGUUUACAAAAAGAACAUGAUACUGCCAUUAAAUUCUUCCAAAGAGCUAUUCAGGUUGAUCCUAAUUUUGCAUAUGCUUUUACAUUACUUGGGCAUGAGUAUGUGUUCACUGAGGAAUUAGAUAAAGCUAUGUCGUGUUUUAGAAAUGCUAUACGGGUGGACCCACGUCAUUUUAAUGCAUGGUAUGGUGUAGGAAUGAUUUAUUACAAGCAGGAGAAAUUUGAUUUUGCCGAAGUCCAUUUUAGAAAAGCUUUACAUAUAAAUCCUCACAGCGCUGCACUUCUUUGUCACAUAGGGGUGGUACAACACGCCCAACAGAAGUCAGAGAGCGCUUUAUCAACCUUAAAUAAAGCCAUAGCAACAGAUCCUAGAAACCCACUUUGUAAAUUUCACAGGGCAUCUAUAUUGUUUGCUAGUGAUAAACAUAAUGAAGCUCUUAAAGAAUUAGAAGAAUUAAAACAAAUAGUUCCUAAAGAAUCUCUAGUCUACUUUUUAAUUGGAAAGGUGCAUAAAAAAUUGGGUAAUACACAUUUUGCAUUGAUGAAUUUCUCGUGGGCAAUGGACUUGGAUCCUAAAGGAAUUAACAACCAGAUUAAAGAAGCUAUUGAUAAACGUUAUGUUACUGAGGAUGAUGAAUCUUUAGCGAGAUUAAAUGAUACAGGUCUGGAUGAUGACAUAGGACUAGAAGAUGUUGUAGAUGGGAAUGAAGACUUACAAUUACAGGCCAUUGAAAGUGAUGAAAGCUUGUGAUAAAAGUCAUGUGAUUUUAGAUUGUCUGAGUCGGAUAAACUCUUUAUUCUGUAUCAGAAAGAUGAUUUUAUGGAAUGAAACUGCAGAUGUGAUAAUGAACUUGUUAUAUUGAGAAAUUAUUAGUACAUAGAUAAAUUAAUUAUGUAGAAGAAUUAUUUUUUAAAGCUCAAUGCAUUUUUAAUUCUAAAUUCUGAAAUUACUCAAAAGUCAAAUGUGGGGAAAAUAUCAGCCACAAGGCUUUCUUUUGAAUAUAUUGUAGUAUAUCUUUUUCUAAAGCUAUAAAUAUAUUGUCUAAUCAGGAGAAGAAGCAUAAUUUACUCUUAAAGCAUUUUGUCUUUUAUAUUUUGAUAUGUGGAAUCAGUGUUUGAAUAUUUCAAGUUAUAUUUAAAUUUCCUACAUGAAAGCAUAUGUUUUUUGAAGAAAAAAAAAACUUUUUGACUUGAUGAAUUUUAGAAUUUCAUUUUAAGCUAAAAAUAUUCAAAAAUACUUUCAGAAUCUAAAGUACUAUUGGUAAUUUGAUUAUUUGUACCUUAGAAUGAAAAUAAUAUUGCCAUAUUGGUUGAAUUUCUAUUGAUUAUGGUGUACUUAUCCAAUCAUAUCAUUUUGGUUUAGGCUUUUGAAAAAAUUACCCAGAAUGCAUUAUAUUUCUUAAAUGGUGAAUGUUGAACUAACAAACACAUAUUCAAGUGCUGAUAUUAACUUAUUGGGUUGUCUCCCAUUACAAUGUGCAGGAAAACAGACAACAUUUGUCUGUUAGGUGUUAUCACAUUUUAUAUUUUAUUGCUUUUGUUUCAUAUAAAGUUAUUUAUUA
Mytilus trossulus (common blue mussel) is the source of this 3314-nucleotide messenger RNA. RefSeq names its product cell division cycle protein 27 homolog. The record is from RefSeq and is a predicted model, not a curated record. Bases 116 to 2503 code for a protein of 795 amino acids. NCBI's taxonomy places the organism in Eukaryota, Metazoa, Mollusca, Bivalvia, Mytilida, Mytilidae. The transcript is spliced from 20 exons. Gene Ontology annotation, molecular function: protein binding. Gene Ontology annotation, cellular component: cytoplasm; anaphase-promoting complex. Gene Ontology annotation, biological process: metaphase/anaphase transition of mitotic cell cycle; cell division; protein ubiquitination.